Populus nigra (black poplar) is the source of this 3510-nucleotide messenger RNA. RefSeq names its product WPP domain-associated protein-like. Bases 303 to 2933 code for a protein of 876 amino acids. The record is from RefSeq and is a predicted model, not a curated record. The transcript is spliced from 6 exons. Lineage: Eukaryota; Viridiplantae; Streptophyta; Magnoliopsida; Malpighiales; Salicaceae.
UUAUACUUGUAAAACGUUGAAAUUACUUUUGUCUUUUCCACUCCCGCUCUCACCAAAUCAACCCCUUCCAUCACUGUCUCUCUCUCUCUCUACUUAUUUUCUUACAUCGACAAAACAGAACCCUAGAACAAAAAACACGCAGAAGAGAGACAAAAAGUGAGAAAGACACUGCCUUUCUACAGCAUUAUCGACAAGAAAUUCAACACCCGUUUUACGUUUUUCAAGAAACAGGGUUUUUGUGUUUAUUGAGAUUGAUGGUCUGUUCAAAUUGAGUUUUGAUGGUGUUGUUAUGUUGAGAGUGGAUGGGGAGUGAAGAGGUUUUGGAGAAUUCUACUCUUAUGGAUGUUAGUAUGAGUUCAUGCAAUGGAUCAAUGGUCCAGCACACCAAUGGCAUCGAGGAGAGUGAGAAUCUAGGCGCUGAUCUACUUAAAGAUUUUGAUUUGUGUUGGGAAGAUAUUGAGGAUCGAUUGACCGUUUCUAGAAUGGUUAGUGAUUCGGUCAUAAAGGGCAUGGUAUCUGCAGUUGAACAAGAGGCAGUGCAGAAGAUUGCUCAGAAAGAAUUGGAGUUGACUAGAUUGAAGGAAGAAUUGCAUCUUUACCACGUGGGCGCAGAUGAAAAUGAAUCUUUGUGUUCAGGGAUGUGCCAAGAGCAAAAAUAUAGAAAAAAUGGUCUUUAUUCUACCCAUUCAGAUACAUUUGUGGAGCAAGCUCUGUUACAAGAAUCUUUGGAAAAUCUUAAAAUUGCAGUUAAAGGGAAGCUUAAGAAGCUCAAGAAAGAAAUUCACAAGGUUAAAGGUUCCUGUUCUACGAGGAGCAGGAAUUCAGCUUCUGAAAUUGUGGGUUUGAGUGGUAUUCUUCCAGAAAAGGUGCCUGAUAAAUGGAGUGAUGUGGACAGAAUGCUUGAGGAUCUAGGAGCUACUCUGGACUCAUUCUACAAACACACAGAUGAUCUGGUCCGUUUCUCCAAGUUAUCACUCUUUGAGUGGCAGCAGGAGAAGGAGUUUCAGGCAGAAAUUGAAGGGCUGGUUAUUCAGAAUUGUAUUAGGGGUCUCCAAGAAGAGUUUGAGCAGAGUUUGUGGGAUCAAAAUACCCAGUUUUUUGGCAAUGUAAGUGCAAGUUGGCUUGAAAAGGUGAAAGAGCUUUCAAGUUUACGUCAGGAAUUGGAUGCCAUUGCAAAGUCACUGUUUGUAUCUGAAAGCGGGCAGUUAAUUUCUCAUGGUUCCUUUGAGCACCGGAAGUCUUCAGGUCAUCAUGUUUCAAAUGGAAAUCACGAUGAGUCUAUAAUUACUAUGCCAGAAAAUUUGGAAGCUGCCCAACUAAAGCACAUGAACAGGGAAGAAUUGUUUCAUUAUUUCAAGACUGAGAUGACUAAAAUGAAGAGACACCAUGAGUCAAAAGUGCAAGAGAUGACGGAAGAAAUUUUCAGCCUCAAGAGGGAGUACUUAAAAGAAAGGGGUUCUUCUUUGCCAGUGAGGAAGGAUAAGGACUUAGACAUACUGAGGAAAAAGAUCGCUGAAGUCAUUUUGAAAUUGGAUGACAUUCUUGUUGAAAAUGAGAAAUUGCCUUCAGCGAGCAACAAUGCAGAGAGUCUUGACAAUAUGAAGGACAGACUUGAAUCCCUUCGUUUAGAAAACCAUGAACUACGAGACUUGCUUGCACAAAAGAAAAGGGAAAUAAAGCUCCUUUCCUCACAAGUUUCUGAUGCUACUGAGAAAAUGUCACAACAUUCUCUGACAGAGGUAAACUUGUUGAGAAUAAUCACAAAUCUUAAAAGUUUAAUAGAAGAUACACAUGUUGAAACUACAAUCAGUGAAGAUCUGCAUAAAAUACUUCUCAAGGAGUUCAUGGGCCAGAUCAAAUGCUUCACUAACGAAUCAGACCUGGAGUAUGAUUUCAUGGAGGGAAUUUAUGAAAUUAUAUUCAGAGAAGCAGCUCAAAAUGCCAAAUCUGCUAGCAAAUUGGAAAUUGAAGAUUCAGAUAUGGAGUCUAUUAUUACACAAGGGCUGUUGGAAGUUGGUCUUCAAGAGGCCUUCAAGGAAGCUGAGGAGAAACUUGGUAGUUUGAACCAGAAAUAUGUUGAUGAAAAUAAAGUUCGAUUGACGCUUGAGAUGGAAGCUAUGGAAAAAGAAAAGGCAUUAAGAAUGAGCAUUGCAGAGAAAGAAAAACUAGACCAAGAUAUACACUUGCUAACAGCAACAAUUCAAGAGAAAGACAAACUAGUGCGGGAAUCAACAGAUGCGUUGGAAAAGGAGAAGGAAAAUUUAGAGUUGGCUUCUAGAGAGCUUGGCAAUUUAAGGGCUCAGACAAGUCAGCAGCGUCUAUUAAUUUCACAAAACAGUGAAGAAUCUGAGAUCAUUAAACAUGAUUUGCUCGAGGCUUUGGACAAAAACAAACUUUGUGAAGAGGAGAUUAGCAAGUUGCAAGAGAAGAUUCAGCUAGUGACAGAGAACUUGAGGGAAGCUACUGAAGAGAAAAGCAUGCUGCUUGCUGUUUCUCAAGAGAAGCAAUCAUUGGUUGAAGCAAGAGAAAGGGAGCACAGGGAGCAACUGGAUUCAAUAGUUGUUCUUGUCAAUGGAUUAUCAAGAGCAGUUACUGAUUUUGAAAGCAGAGCCACAAAAGAAAUUAAAAGGAGUAGCUUGAGGCUGGAAAAUCUUAGUUCACAAUCGGGUUCUCUUAUUCAGAAGGCUGGUAUACUUAAGAGAAUGGGAUUUCUGCACAAGCAGAAGUUGGAAAGUAGGUGUUCUGACCUUCAAAAGGCUGAAGCUGAGGUUGAUCUUUUGGGUGACGAGGUAGAAAAUCUUCUAAGCCUCCUUGAAAAGAUAUACAUAGCACUGGAUCAUUAUUCUCCGAUAUUGAAACAUUAUUCUGGAAUUACUGAGAUUCUAAAGCUAGUUAGAAGAGAAUUGAAUGGAGAAUCUAUGAAACCAGUUUGAUUCGACAAGGUAUCCUCUCGUUAUUUCCUCAUCAAUAAGUUUUGUUGAACAGAUGAUACUGCAUAGUGAGGGAGGGAAUUUUACCAAGUGCCAAGUGCCAGGUGCCAAGUGCCUUCUACAACACAUUGAAGCUUCAAACUCUUGCAAAGUGGAAAGUCAAAAAAAUAUUCUUAGUUUUUGGUGUCAGAAGGAAAGGGAUACAGUCUCCCCCUUGGCCUUCGGAGGGGCACGCCAAACGCCCGCAACAAGAGGCGAGGCAACUUUAGAAAAUUUGGUUUUUGUGAUACAGAAUGGUCCCACAUUCCUGGUUCUGGACUGCUUGUCACAGUGAAUCACAGACUGGUUCUGUGAUUGACAGUUUUCAGUUCUCCCUCCCCCCUUCUGCUUACAUAGAUUAUAGUUUUAUCAUACCAUAGGUUUACAGCCUGUUAAUGUAUAGGUCUUUCAGCGGUUAAUGAAUCAUUCUUGCUAGUUGGUAGGCAAGUUUUCAGCUGUCUUCAUUCUUGAGAUACGAUAGCUGUUAUCCCAGGUAGAAAAGAAAUCUCUUGCAAGCAGAUUUUUUGGGAAUCAUCAAAAA